Molecule: messenger RNA, 2142 nt
Organism: Geodia barretti
Lineage: Eukaryota; Metazoa; Porifera; Demospongiae; Tetractinellida; Geodiidae
Source: the annotation of a GenBank genome assembly
CUGUGCCUGGUGGCGCUCAUUGGCCCAACGGGAUCGGGGAAGUCCUCUUUUGCCGCCAGCCACUUCAAGCCCACGGAAGUGGUGUCUUCGGACGUCUGCCGGGCGACGGUGGCGGAUGACGCCACUGACCAGGCCGCAACGCCCGACGCCUUUGCCCUGGUCAACUUCAUUGCGGCCACGCGCCUGAGAGCCGGACGCCUUACCGUCAUUGACGCCACCAGCGUACAGCCGGAGGCCCGCAAGACCCUGGUGGCACUGGCCAGGGAACAUGACUGCCUGCCGGUGGCCAUCGUGCUGAAUAUGCCGGAGUCUCUGUGCCUGGCCCGCAAUAAAGACCGCCCCGACCGUCAGUUUGGCCCGCAGGUGGUGCGCCGACAGGCGGAACAGCUCCGGAGGUCGCUGCGCGGGCUGAAACGCGAGGGCUUCCGGCACGUGUUCGUGCUCGACUCUCCCGAGGAGGUGGAAGCGGCCGCCGUUGAACGCGUACCCUUGUGGGUCAACCUCCAGCACGAGCACGGACCCUUUGACAUUAUCGGUGACGUGCAUGGGUGUUACGACGAACUGGCCAUCCUCCUCGAGCGCCUCGGCUACCAACUGGAGACCCCCGAAGGCGCUGACGGGGAAACCGGCUUUUCGGCAACCCAUCCGGAAGGCCGGAAAGCCGUAUUCGUAGGCGACCUCGUGGACCGGGGCCCGGGCGUAGCCAAAGUGCUAAAGCUGGUGAUGGACAUGGAGGCCCAGGGCUCGGCACUGUGCGUCGCUGGCAACCACGAGUCCAAGCUCUCCCGCAAGCUCCGGGGCCGGAAUGUACAGGUGUCGCACGGUCUGGCGGAAUCCCUGGCUCAACUGGAACUGGAGUCCCCGGCGUUCCGGCAACGGGUUGACCAGUUCCUCGACGGACUGAUCAGCCACUAUGUACUUGAUGAUGGCGGGCUGGUGGUGGCCCACGCAGGGAUGAAGACGGAAUAUCAGGGCCGGGCGUCCGCGCGGGUCCGUGACUUCUGCCUGUAUGGCGAGACCACUGGAGAGACCGACGAGUUCGGUCUACCAGUGCGCUCCAACUGGGCUGCCGAUUACCGGGGCCGGGCGAUGGUGGUCUACGGUCAUACCCCGGUGGUGGAACCUGCCUGGCUCAAUGGUACCAUCAACGUAGAUACAGGCUGUGUCUUUGGCGGCAAGCUGACCGCCCUCCGCUAUCCGGAAAAAGAGCUGGUAUCGGUUCCGGCGGCGCGGGUCUACUAUGAGCCGGCCAAACCUUUGGUUGAGGCCGCCCGACUGGAAGACUCCUCCGCGCCGGGCGAGGCUCGCGCGGCGAACCUCCUCGACAUUGACGACGUGCUGGGGAAACGUAUCGUAGCGACAAGGCUUCGCGGCAAUGUCACGGUCCGGGAGGAGAAUGCCGCGGCGGCCCUGGAAGUGAUGAGCCGUUUUGCCCUGGACCCCCGCUGGCUGGUGUACCUGCCACCCACCAUAUCCCCAUGCGACAGCUCAAGACUGCCCGAUAUGCUGGAGCAUCCAGCGGAGGUAUUUACCUACUUCCGCAAUAGCGGUGUGUCCAGCGUGGUCUGCGAGGAAAAACACAUGGGUUCGCGGGCCAUCGUCGUGGCAGGGCGGGACGCCGCAGCCAUCGAGCGGCGGUUCGGCAUCACCGGCGAGGGGAUUGGGGCUUGCUACACGCGGACGGGAAGAAGGUUCUUUGAAGACCGCGCCCUAGAGGCGGAAUUUCUGGAACGGGUCGGCUCGGCGCUGGCCGACGCGGGUCUUUGGGAUGAACUGGGGACCGACUGGGUGGUGCUGGACAGUGAACUCAUGCCGUGGUCCGUCAAGGCGCAGGAACUGCUCCGCGAACAGUAUGCGGCGGUGGGCGCAGCGGCGCGGACCAGCCUCACGGCGGCGGACGCGCUCCUUCGGCAGACGGCAGCGCGGGGUAUUGACGUCGGCGAGAGCCUGGUCGGAGUCGAAGAGAGGCUGCGCCUGGCCCAACUCUACAGCGAUGCCUAUGCCCGGUACUGCUGGCCGGUGACGUCGCUGGACGACAUCCGGCUGGCGCCGUUCCACCUCCUGGCCAGCGAGGGGCAGAUGCAUACCGAUAGGGCCCAUCUUUGGCACAUGGACGUGGCCAAGCGCCUGAGCCAGGGCUGA